Penicillium concentricum is the source of this 846-nucleotide messenger RNA. RefSeq lists its product as uncharacterized. The record is from RefSeq and is a predicted model, not a curated record. The transcript has a single exon. NCBI's taxonomy places the organism in Eukaryota, Fungi, Ascomycota, Eurotiomycetes, Eurotiales, Aspergillaceae. Bases 1 to 846 code for a protein of 281 amino acids.
AUGCGCAACGAAUCCGGGACCAACUCCGGGGGUGUCCCCGAAAAGGAGGACGUCAUGAUCACUUUUUCCUCUGAACCACAGGCACCACCCCGGACACGAUCCCCUUUGGCCCGACCACAUCUCCGCUCUCGAUCACUGGCUGGAAUCCCGGGAAUGCCGUCAAUGACGCGCGCUUAUUCUUCCCCAGGGCUGGACUCCCAAGGUCGUUAUAUCUUCGUCAAUGGCCGCGAUGCAAAACGAUAUCCCCUGAUGCGCCCUGACGAUUACAUCGAAUCCCGCAUGGGUUCUCUCAACAUCUCAGAAACUAUCUCCGAGAACGCAGAAUUAGAAACCAUUCCCAAAUCGCCACAGCCAGCCUCGUCUCCCGUCCUGAUGGCGCAAACUUUCCCCCGCAUCGGUCGCCUGCGUCCGACUUCACCCCUUCCUUUCCAGACCCCCAUCAGCCCUUCCUUACAUUCCUCACCCAUUCUGGGCUCCAAAUACAACGAAUCUUAUCCCGGCCCAUCUGGCUCCGUUUCCUCCAUCUCCGUCCCCUCAACUCCAACCAGCCUUCGCUCGCGAAGCCCCAGCAUUUCGUCUCUGGAAACAAUACCCGACGUCCCCGACGCUGAGAAUGAGGCCCUUGAAGAGGAUCGCAUCGCGGAGUUGAAAGCCGCGGCUGAUGCAGCUGACGCCGCAACCAAUGCCAACCGACGGCGCGGGGCAUCCGAUGCGCCCAACUCAUUCAGCACAAUGCGCGGGGGUUCGGGCGGAUACGCAGCCCGGAACGAUAAGCGCAAGCGAUGGAGUGUCUGUGGUGCCGAGCGACGGCAGGAUCUCGACCUGGAGACCAUCUGGGAAGACUGA